AUGGGUACCCCUACCCGAGACGCUUUGAUCAAGCUGGCAACAAAUUCAAGUUUGACCCGAGACGCAUCUGUGCCGCAAAACUUAAGCGAUGAAAAGAAACACGAGAUCGAGCAACUCACCGAGCUCAGUGAUCUAAAGCGCAAUCGUGAUCAACUCCGGCGCGACCUGAUCGCACAAUAUCAUCAGCUGCACAAGGCUCGAGGGACCGCUCUAUACUCUGAAUUUGAAAGGGCCCAGAAACAAGUGAGAGCGAAAAGGAAGAAGCUGCAUAAAGUCGCUAAAGAUGAGCAGCAUGACGAUUUCUUUAAGCAUGUCGGAAACCACAUUGUCGAGGGAAAUUACCAGGGAAAGCCUCUCACCUUUGAGCCCGACAUAUCUCAUGUGGUUCCGGAGAGAAAGGCUCUUGCUGACCUUGAAUUCAAGAAUCGGGAUGUGGAUAAGAUCAGUGACGCUGAGCUACUUGAGGAUCGUAUUCGAUCUCUUGAGAUGCGACUGGCUCUCUAUCACCUGGAGGUACCAAAAACACUGCAGAAACGCAUCAAUUUUCGUGAACCUCCACCUGAGAUAAUCAGCUGUCCCGAAUUAUCGGAUAGCCUUCCACUUGAGAGCAAAAGUGGACUUGAGUGCCCGGUAUGCCUUGGCCGUCCUAGUAUGCAUUCGCGCGCGAGACGAUACACCUACGCCCGUAAAGAUACGUUACAGAGGCACUUCAAUACGCACAACUUGAAACAGAAGUUUCCAAAAGGGUGUACAUGUGAUUAUCCUGGAUGCGAGGAGGUCUUCUACACCCUCUCCAAGUAUAAGUUUCAUUUAGACAUGGUGCACAAGAUUUCUCUAUAG
Molecule: messenger RNA, 840 nt
Organism: Aspergillus affinis
Lineage: Eukaryota; Fungi; Ascomycota; Eurotiomycetes; Eurotiales; Aspergillaceae
Exons: 1
Coding region: 1-840 (279 amino acids)
Source: RefSeq, a predicted model, not a curated record